Messenger RNA from Ruditapes philippinarum (Manila clam), 727 nucleotides. Its product is annotated as perlucin-like protein. The coding region runs from base 98 to 571 and encodes 157 amino acids. Lineage: Eukaryota; Metazoa; Mollusca; Bivalvia; Venerida; Veneridae. The transcript is spliced from 5 exons. The record is from RefSeq and is a predicted model, not a curated record.
AACUCAUGCAAAUUUAGAGAGUUGUACUUAAAAGGUCAUUCGAAAUAGAUAAAUAAAACUAUUUCAAACCUUGUACUAAAAUUAAGGAAUUCAUAAAAUGAAGACACGUAUGUUUGGAUUGUUUAUAUAUAUCCUGCUGCUACUGAUGCAGUUGUCAUUUGGCAGUUGUCCAGAUGGCUGGAUGAGACAUGACUCCACUUGUUAUCAUUUUAGCCAUGAUACUGAGGCAAUGCUUGUUGCAAAGCUAUCAUGUCAAGUGCUCGGUGGUGCCUUAUUAGAGAUAGAAACAGCUGCUGAAAAUGCUUAUAUAGCAGGAUACAUUAAAGAUAAAUACAGCUAUUACUAUAUUGGAUUGAAUGACAUACAGGAGGAAGGAGUUUGGGUCUGGGUUGAAAGUUCUUCCUCUGCUAGUUAUCUAAAUUGGCGACCUAAUGAACCAAACAGUGUGGGAAAUGAUGAAAACUGUGUUGUUAUUGACAAAAAUAGUGGACAAUGGCUAGAUGUGGCUUGCCAUAAUUUUUUUCACUACAUAUGUGAAAAGAAAGAUGGGGAUGCGGAGAUUAUUGGAUAAUGGAUAUAAAGGUUUGGAAUUACAGACACAAAAUGGGAUAGCAAUAUUGCAACCACUCAAAACCACCUUUUAUGGUCCUUUUAUAUAGAAAUGCAGAUAUAUAAAUUUGUGUAAUAAUUUGUAAAAUGAUCAUAAACAUUUGCAUGUACUAACAAU